This is a messenger RNA of Gavialis gangeticus (Gharial), 2286 nucleotides long. It is a transcript of the gene TRDMT1, whose product is annotated as tRNA aspartic acid methyltransferase 1. The record is from RefSeq and is a predicted model, not a curated record. NCBI's taxonomy places the organism in Eukaryota, Metazoa, Chordata, Crocodylia, Gavialidae. Gene Ontology annotation, molecular function: methyltransferase activity. The transcript is spliced from 11 exons. The coding region runs from base 28 to 1230 and encodes 400 amino acids.
GGGCGGCGGCGGCACCGGCGCGCGGGGAUGGAGCCGCUGCGGGUGCUCGAGCUGUUCAGCGGCCUGGGCGGCAUGCACCAGGCGCUCAGAGAAAGUUGCAUACCCGCAGAAGUUGUUGCUGCUGUUGAUGUGAACACUACCGCCAACGAAGUCUACAAACACAAUUUUCCAAGUACACCUUUGUGGGCAAAGACAAUUGAGGGCAUAACACUGAAGGAGUUCAACAGAUUAUCUUUUGAUAUGAUUUUGAUGAGUCCUCCCUGUCAGCCAUUUACAAGAAUUGGCCUGCAAGGUGAUGUAUCUGAUCCAAGGACAAAGAGUUUUAUUUAUAUCCUUGACAUUCUCCCAAGGCUACAAAGACUGCCAAAAUUCAUACUUUUAGAAAAUGUCAAAGGAUUUGAAAUCUCUUCUGCCAGAAAUGAAUUUGUACAAACUCUAGAGGCAUGUGGAUUUAAAUAUCAAGAAUUUCUCUUGUCUCCAACAUGUCUUGGCAUUCCAAAUUCUAGACUGCGAUAUUUUCUGAUUGCAAAGCUUCAUUCAGAGCCAUUUUCCUUUCAAGCUUCAGAUCAGUUAUUGACGUAUUUCCCAGAUGAGGAGUCAAAUAAUUCAGUGAAAUACAAAGUUCCUCUAGGCUUAGAAAAAGACAAUUCAUCCACACUUACUGAAGAGGAAAACCUUGAGCCAAACUCUGGUUUUGAUUGUGGUGAGAGGCAGUGUUCAUCAAAGGAAGCCUUUCUUUUUAAACUUGAAACAAUGGAAGAGAUGAAAAGAAAGCAGAACCAGGACAAUGAUUUCUCGAUGCAAGUACUAAAAGACUUCCUUGAAGGGGACAGUGAAGAAAUGAGCCGGUACUACUUGCCACCCAAAUCCUUACUACGCUAUGCUUUCCUAUUAGACAUUGUUAAACCCACCUGCAGAAGGUCCACAUGCUUCACAAAAGGGUACGGACACUAUGUAGAAGGAACAGGCUCAGUGCUGCAGACAGCAGAGGAUGUGCAGCUUGAGUCAGUGUUCAAAUCUAUUGAGACAUUAUCAGAAGAAGAGAAGCUUAAGAGACUGUUGACGCUAAAACUGCGAUACUUUACUCCUAGAGAAAUAGCAAAUCUCCAUGGAUUCCCUCCAGAAUUUGGUUUUCCUGAAAAGAUAACAGUGAAGCAGCGCUACCGUCUCCUAGGAAAUAGUCUCAAUGUACACAUUGUGGCUAAACUGAUUUCACUUCUGAUCAGAUGAUUUUGAACCUGAAUUUGAUGAGGAGUACUUCUGUCAGUCCUGCUAACUCAGAAUAUAACUUCCUUUGAGUAACAUAAUGAAGCAGAUGGCAGCUUUACAAAAAUCAUUGCUAACUCAAAUCUCUGUCUGGAAUGGCUAGAUAUAUCCUGCUGAACAUUUGUAUUUUAAUGCAUUUAUUUUAUUGAACAUUUGAGCUGUUGGAGCAUACAGGCACACUAUUAAAUGUAUACUGCCAACACCUUGAUUGUUUUACUUAUAUUUUAUUUUUAGUUUGUAAAAUAUAAACUAUAGCAUUUAUGUGUCCCUCUUAGAACUGUCAUAUUACAUCACAAACGUUGGUCUAGAAUAUAAAACAGAUGUGAAUGUUAAGUAUGUAUUUGUUCUGCAUUCAGGAUAUAGUUUACAACUGAAAGUAAUAGCUUAAUGUGUUCUUAUGAGGUUUGUUGUAAAAGUUGUCUAAUACUGUAUUUUUAAUGCUUUUAUAAUACCAGUACUUUAUAUAUUUUUAAAUAGACACAAUGUUGAUUGUAAGUGUCUGUCUAAUCUUUGUAAGUACUUAUGUCCUCAGAUCACAGUUGUGUUUGUGGCAUUUAGGAACAACCCAUGAAAUAUGCUUUGAGGUUAUUAGAGCCCUUGCAAUGCUCCUACUCAUCAUGUUCUAGCUUAUCUUUUUUCCUUCUUUUAAUGUAUUUUUUCAGUAUGAGUUAAAUUAGGUAUUAUCCUCUGCAAGAUAUUUAUUUUAGGGAACUCUUAUGUUUCCUUUGGUUUCUUUAUAUUGUAUAAAAGCACCUGCAUGGCAUAAAAGAGCCCUUAAAGCCCUGUGUCCUGUUGCAGGAGGAUUUCUUUGAUUAUAGUAACCAGAACAAAGUUAUUAGGAGGUCAUUCAAGAACCCCUUCACAGACAUGGGGGCAGAGCUGCAGGUAGUUAAUGUUUGUUGGGGUAAGGCCACUACAUGAAGCGCUGGAUGUUCUGCGUGGUGCAGCAACUCAUAAGCAGCUGGAGACAUCCUGCCGUUAUUAAGGCAUGGACAAAUGUAUGCAUGCUUGGAGUGGCUU